UUUGACAGUUCAAAACACGUGUGGUGUGGAACUUGCGCUGCGUCGCAGUGUGAAUAUAAAUAACACCGUUUUAAAAUUGGUGUUUUAUAAUUUUUAAGCAUAAAUGUGAAUUACAAAAGUAACAUGAAUCCAAAGAAGAUCGCAAAGAACCCAUCUUUGGCUUACACAAGCAACCCAGACUAUCGGAAACCGCCGAAAAUCGCAAAUCCUUAUCUGCAAUGUCUUGGGGCGCCUCAUAUUGACUCUUUCAACUAUAUGUUGCAAGAUGGUUUGCAAGCGGCGAUUGCGGAUUUAUUGCCUUCUGAAUUUGAGCUCCCUGGCGGAGAAAGGGUGAAAAUAACGAUUGAUGAAGCUGGAUUCGCUAAACCUAGCGUUCCGAUGGAGGCAGUGGGUGUUAAAAACCAGAUAGUACUGCCGACAGAGUGCAGGCAGCGUGCUGCGACUUACAAAGGAGAUUUCAAAAUCAGAUUGACAAUUAAAAUUGAUGAGAAGUCCAUUACAGUUGACAGAUCUCUGGGAUCUUUGCCUAUUAUGGUGAAGUCUAAAAUGUGUCACUUGGCGGAUUUGUCUCCGGAAGAGCUUGUGCAACACAAUGAGCAUGCAGAUGAAUGGGGUGGAUACUUUAUUGUCAAGGGACAUGAACGUCUAGCCCGUAUGCUGUUGGUAACCAGACGGAACUACCCCGUUGCUAUCAAGCGUUCCGGGUGGAGAAUGAGAGGAAAUCUGUUUUCAGAUUACGGUGUCAUGGUCCGCUGUGUCACUUCAGAUCAAACUAGCACGAACAACGUACUCCACUUUCUGAACAAUGGCACAUGUAAGCUGAUGUUCUCGUACCGUAAAAUGAUGUACUACGCCCCCCUACUGCUCAUUAUGAAGUGUCUGGUCGACUGGCCCGACCACUACAUAUACAGGCUGUUGCUACACGGAAAGAAGAACGACCUGUAUUACGUUAACUGCAUACAAAACAUGCUGAGGGAACUUCACGAGGAGGGCCUACAUUCCUCCCACGAGUGCCGUUCGUACUUGGGAAGGAUGUUCCGGCCCAAACUGUAUGAGCUACCUCCCUGGUCAACCGACUUGGAUGCAGCGGAUUUCCUCAUCGAUCGAUGUGUGAUGAUCCAUUUGAAAGAUCACAAGGACAAGUUCAAUGCACUCGUGUUUAUGGCACAGAAAUUGUAUGAUUUGGUUCAGAAUAAAUGUAAGGUGGAAGGUGCUGAUGCUGUAAUGGUCCAGGAGUUGUUGGUGGGAGGUCACCUCUACCUACAGAUCCUGAAGGAGAGGCUGCAGCAGAUUAUGACCAAUUUAAGGAUCCAAGUGCAAAAGAAGGCGAAGACCUCCAAGAAACUCGAUAUCGGAGUGCAUGAAGUUCGGCAAAUGCUCCGUAGCUGCGGUAACUUAGAGCAGAAGUUCGAGACGUUCCUCGCGACUGGGAACGCGCCCUCCAACAACGUGACCCUCGCACAGUACAAGGGACUCACCAUCGUCGCUGAGAAUAUCAACAGAAUGCGAUACAUGUCGCAUUUCAAAUCGAUCCACCGCGGUUCGUUCUUCAUGGAGAUGCGUACGACGGAGGCGCGGCAGUUGCUGCCGGACGCGUGGGGCUUCGUCUGCCCCGUGCACACGCCCGACGGCGCGCCCUGCGGACUACUCAACCAUCUCACCAUGACCGCGCAGGUAACACAACACCCGGAUCCGAAGCAAGUGGCGGGACUACCACAAGUGUUAGAACGAUGCGGUAUGGAGCCCAUAAGCUCAGUGGCGCAAAUGCCUCUAUCCCGGGACACGUACAAAUACCCCGUGUUCGUGGACGGCCGUCUCGUCGGGUACUUCGCAGAAGACACGGUGGACAAGUCAGCUGCCUACCUCCGAACGCUCAAAAUCAAGGGCGAAGAAGUUCCAAUAUCUAUGGAAAUUGUAGUCGUACCCAAGAAACAGAUCUGCUCUCAAUACGCGGGGGUGUUCCUGUUCACGAGCGAGGCCCGCAUGAUGAGGCCUGUCAUCAAUCUGUCCACUGGGCAACUGGAGCUCAUCGGCACCAUGGAACAACUCUAUCUAGACAUUGCAGUCACACACAAUGAGAUCCUCAAAGGUAAAACGACGCACGUGGAACUAUCACAGACAGCGUUCCUCAGCAACCUGGCGCAGCUGGUGCCUAUGCCCGACUGCAAUCAGUCGCCACGUAAUAUGUACCAAUGUCAGAUGGGCAAGCAAACGAUGGGUACGCCGAUCCAUACAUGGCAGACGAACGCAGAGACCAAGUUAUACCGGUUGCAGAGUCCGGCCACCCCACUGUUUCGCUCCACGCAUUAUGAUAACAUAGGUUUGGACGACUACCCCUGCGGGACCAACGCCAUUGUUGCUGUUAUCUCUUACACGGGCUACGAUAUGGAAGAUGCGAUGAUAAUCAACAAAUCAUCAUACGAGCGGGGGUUUGCAGCCGGAUCAGUGUACAAGGCUGACUUUAUAGAGCUGGCACAUCCUGCUUCUUACUUCUACAGGGACCCCAGCAAGCCGGACCUUGCCCAGCAUAUUGACGAGGAUGGCUUGCCGGCCGUAGGGGCUCGGGUUAAGCCCGAUGACCCGUUUUACAGUUACUAUGAUGGUGAGAAGAGUAUUUUCAUAGUGAGUCGCUACCACGGCAAGGAGGAGGUGUUCGUGGACUCCGUCAGGCUCUGCGGGGACUUCAGCUCCCGGCCACUGAAGAAGGCCUGCGUCAUGCUGCGCUUACAGCGUAACCCGACUGUGGGUGACAAAUUCGCUUCCCGAGCCGGUCAGAAAGGUAUUUGCUCGCAGAAGUGGGCAGCUGAGGACCUGCCAUUCACGGAGUCAGGGUUGGUGCCCGACAUCCUCUUCAACCCUCACGGCUUCCCCUCUCGGAUGACCAUCGCUAUGAUGAUAGAAUGCAUGGCUGGAAAAGCCGCUAGCAUACAUGGUCACGUCCACGAUGCGACGCCAUUCCGUUUUAAUGAAAAAGACACAGCCAUAAACUACUUUGGCCGGUUAUUGGAAGCGUCCGGGUAUAAUUACUAUGGCACGGAGAGAAUGUACAGUGGAGUCGACGGCAGGGAAAUGGAUGCUGACAUAUUCUUUGGCGUUAUUCACUAUCAGAGGCUCAGGCAUAUGGUGUCUGAUAAGUGGCAGGUCCGUACGACGGGUGCAGUAGAUGCAUUGACCCGGCAGCCGGUGAAGGGACGGCGCCGCGGAGGUGGAGUCAGGCUUGGAGAGAUGGAACGCGACGCCCUCGCCUCCCACGGCGCCUCCUUCCUCCUCCACGAUCGACUCUUCCAUUGCUCCGAUAAGACUGAGGCGGUGCUAUGCUCAAAAUGUGGCACUCUACUUGGUCCUAUAGUCGGCAAGAGCGAAACGAAUAAAGAAACAUGUAGAUUGUGUGGUGAAGGCAAUCUAGUCUCUAUUGCAAUACCAUACAUCUUCAAAUUCUUUGUAACACAACUAGCUUGUGUUAACAUCAAUGUCAAAAUUAAUUGUGGGCAACAAUUAGCCAUUACUGGCUAGUUUGGGUUACAAAUUGUUCUUUAUGUAUAAGGAAAAGUGCUAAUAAAAAU
Molecule: messenger RNA, 3563 nt
Organism: Spodoptera exigua (beet armyworm)
Lineage: Eukaryota; Metazoa; Arthropoda; Insecta; Lepidoptera; Noctuidae
Source: the annotation of a GenBank genome assembly